AUGGGGGAUGGUAACGGUACAGAGGUAACAGAGUUUAUUUUAUUGGGGUUCUCGGGGUUUGGCUUUCUCCAGGGCCACCUGUUCUGGGGUGUGCUGUGCAUCUAUGUUGUCACCUUGCUGGGCAACUCUCUGAUAGUGCUCCUGACGCUGGCGGACUCUGCGCUCCGCUCCCCCAUGUACUUCUUCCUGCGUCACUUCUCCGUGGUGGAGAUCCUCUACACCACUACCAUCGUGCCUCGGAUGUUGGCCGACCUCCGCUCUUCCCGCCCCUCCAUCCCGCUGGCCAGCUGCUUCACGCAGUUAUAUUUCUUUGCCCUUUUUGGCAUUGCUGAGUGCUGCCUGCUCACCGCCAUGGCCUACGACCGCUAUGCUGCCAUCUGCUGUCCGCUGCAUUACACUACACUCAUGAGCCCGGGGACCUGUUCAGCCUUGGUGGGGGCCUCUUAUCUUGCAGGAGUCAUCACAGGCACUACUCACUCCAUCUUCAUCUUCACGUUGCCUUUCCGUGGGGCCAACACCAUCCAUCACUUCCUGUGUGAUAUCCUGCCUGUGCUGAGACUGGCUAGUGCAAGCACCUUCUGGGGUGAAGUGGGGAACCUCUUUCUCACAGUAACUUUUAUCUUCUCCCCCUUCUUAUUGAUUGUGGUUUCUUAUGCCUGUAUUCUUGCCACCAUCCUUAGGGUUUCGACAUCCCAGGGUCGUCAAAAGCUCUUUUCUACGUGUUCCUCCCACUUGUUUGUGGUCAUACUCUUUUUUGGGACUGGGUCUGUUGCCUACAUGAGGCCUCAGGCAGAUUCCUAUGGGGACACAGACCAAAUUAUCACCUUGUUCUACACAGUUGUCACCCCCAUGUGCAACCCUUUUGUUUACACUCUGAGGAACAAGGAGGUCACAGGGGCCAUGAGGCGGCUCAUGAAGAGAUACCUUUGGGGUCCUUGA
Molecule: messenger RNA, 939 nt
Organism: Apodemus sylvaticus (European woodmouse)
Lineage: Eukaryota; Metazoa; Chordata; Mammalia; Rodentia; Muridae
Product: olfactory receptor 9-like
Exons: 1
Coding region: 1-939 (312 amino acids)
Biological process (GO): G protein-coupled receptor signaling pathway
Cellular component (GO): membrane
Molecular function (GO): olfactory receptor activity; G protein-coupled receptor activity
Source: RefSeq, a predicted model, not a curated record